AUCAGCAUUAGGAAAAUCAAUAAUCGGAGGUAGUAAUUCUUCAUUAAUUAUUGCUUCAUCCAUUGCUUUAGUAUUUGUUUCUCGUAAUAAUUCAAUUACUGAUUCUUCUGUCAUAUCUAAUGCAAGAUAA
This is a messenger RNA of Funneliformis mosseae, 130 nucleotides long. The record is from the annotation of a GenBank genome assembly. NCBI's taxonomy places the organism in Eukaryota, Fungi, Glomeromycota, Glomeromycetes, Glomerales, Glomeraceae.